Molecule: messenger RNA, 2642 nt
Organism: Pararge aegeria (speckled wood butterfly)
Lineage: Eukaryota; Metazoa; Arthropoda; Insecta; Lepidoptera; Nymphalidae
Gene: serpin-9
Exons: 19
Coding region: 1-2556 (851 amino acids)
Molecular function (GO): serine-type endopeptidase inhibitor activity
Source: RefSeq, a predicted model, not a curated record
AUGGACAAAAUAAUUCUAUUACUGGUUGUCGUGGUCGGCGUAGCGCACUGCCAGUUUUAUGGCGACUUCGUGAUUCCGACCUACAAGAGAACAGCACUCGGCGAUUCGGUUGACAUCGCGUCUAUGAAACUACUGAGAGAGGUCUACAAUGGUGCAGAAGACAAGAACGUGAUCGCUUCCCCGCUGGGCGUUCUGAGCCUUCUCUCUCUCUACGCCUCUGGCACUGAGGGCGAGAACAGAGAAGAAAUCUUUAAGUACCUUGGAGCUUCUGAUUAUAGCCAGCUCGAGAACUCCUAUGUCCAACUCAGCCAAAGGUUUGGCUCAAUGGACCGCAAUUUCCUUACUCUGGCCAACAAAGUGUUCGUGUCCGACAAGCUCGCACUUCAAGACAGGUUCCUGGACACUGCGCGCGACUACCGUAGCGAGGUUGACAAUAUCAACUUCGGAGACCCCACAGCAGCCGCUGAUGCCAUGAACGAAUGGUCCUCAAGGAAUACAGCUGGUAAGAUCGCUAAGCCUGUGUCUGCAAGCGACAUCGACCCAGCGGCGGCUGUUGCACUUCUGAACGUCAUCUUUUUCCAGGGCCAUUGGCACGUACCGUUCAACGCCAGCGAGACAAAGGACAAGGAAUUCAACUUGGACAAAUCCACCACCAUCAAGCUGCCGAUGAUGCAUCUUGAGCAGUCGCUUUUCUACCGCGACAGCCCUGAGCUGGGAGCCAAGAUGGUACAACUGCCCUACAAAGAAUCACAGUUCCGCAUGAUAGUGGUCUUGCCCAAUGAUAUCGACGGCCUCUCAGCCGUGCUGGACAACGUAGCCCAAAAAGGACUCAUAGGGGAGGUGUUCAGAAUGUACCCAGCGGGUACACACGUGGACUUCUAUAUGCCGAAAUUCGAAAUCAAAUCCAAGCUGAACCUCAACGAACUUCUGCCAAAGGUGGGUGUGUCACGUAUCUUCGAGGAGGCGGCAACAGGGAUUGUCAAGGGCCAGGGGGUGGUCGUAGCGCGCGGCUUCCAGGAGGCCUUCGUCAAGGUCGACGAGGAAGGUGCCACUGCCGGAGCUUUCACUGGAUUCGUAGCGGUGCCUGUAUUUGCAUUGUCGCGUCCUCCGAAACCUAUCACCUUCAAGGUGGACCGGCCUUUCCUAUUCGCCAUUUUGCAUGACGACAUCGUGCUCUUCACGGGAACUUACUCAAAACUCGUGCAAGCGCUACGCAUCGUGAUACGCAUACCGAAUCUUCCGGAAGAUUGCACUGGUGUGGACGGCAAUAUUGAUGCGAUAAAUUGCUGCGAUCUGCUUGCAAUCGAUCUCUGCAACAAUUUACCUUUGGAUUUGAUCAUUCGGAACAGCAACAUGUAUAAAAUUAAUCUGCUAUUACUGGUCGCUACGGCCGGCGUAGCACACUCCCGGAUGUUUGACGACUUCGUAUUUCCGUCAUACACUAGAACUGCAUUAGGCGAUACAGUUGACAUCGCUUCUAUGAAACUUCUAAAGGAAACCUAUAAUGGUGCAUCAGAAAAGAAUGUCAUCGCAUCCCCGCUGGGAGUUUUGACUCUACUCUCACUCUACGCUUCCGGCUCUGAGGGCGAGAACAGAGAUGAAAUCAUCAGAUACCUUGGAGCUUCAGAUUAUAGACAGCUCGAGAGUUCCUACGUCCAGCUCAGCCAAAGAUUCGGCUCAAUGGACAGAAACUUCCUGACCCUGGCCAACAAAGUGUUCGUGUCCGACAAGCUCGCAUUGCAAGACGGGUUCAUGAGCACGGCCCGCUCCUAUCGCAGUGAGGUCGAAAACAUUAACUUUGGGGAUGUCAAAGCGGCAGCUGAUGCCAUGAACCAAUGGUCUGCAAGGAAUACAGCUGGUAAGAUCGCUAAGCCUGUGUCUGAAAGCGACAUCGACCCAGCGGCGGCUGUUGCUCUUCUGAACGUCAUCUUCUUCCAGGGCCAUUGGCACGUACCGUUCAACGCCAGCGAGACCAAGGACAAAGAAUUCCACCUGGACAGCUCCAACACCGUCCAGAAGCCGAUGAUGCACCUUCAACAGUCACUUUACUACCAUGAGAGUAAAGAGUUGGGAGCCAGGUUGGUGGAACUGCCCUACAAAGAGUCACAGUUCCGAAUGGUCGUGUUUUUGCCCAAUGAAGUCGACGGUCUUCCUCAAAUGGUGAAUAAGCUGGCCGACAAGGGCCUCUUAGGAGACGUGUUCAGUAUGUACCCAGCCGGCGCUGACGUCAACCUCGAUAUGCCAAAAUUCGAGAUCAAAUCCAAGCUGAACCUCAACGAACUUCUGCCGAAGGUGGGCGUGUCACGCAUCUUCGAGGAGGCAGCACCAGGUAUAGUCAAGGGCCAGGGUGUGGCUGUAGCUCGCGGCUUCCAGGAGGCCUUCGUCAAGGUCGAUGAGGAAGGGGCCACUGCUGGAGCUUUCACUGGUCUCGUGGCGGUACCAAUGUCUUCAUUGUCGCGCCCUCCGCCGCCUAUCUCCUUCAAGGUGGACCACCCCUUCCUAUUCGCAAUAUUGCAUGACGACAUCGUGCUCUUCGCUGGAACUUACACCCAUUAGGGAUCAAGCCAAGAACUUAAAGCGUACGCCCACCGGGCGACGGCAGGGUUUCCAUAGAAGUAGUCGAAUCUGACGCAAUAAUAUAU